Pyrus x bretschneideri (Chinese white pear) is the source of this 1882-nucleotide messenger RNA. Its product is annotated as CRS2-associated factor 2, chloroplastic. The transcript has 6 exons. Gene Ontology annotation, molecular function: RNA binding. Gene Ontology annotation, biological process: Group II intron splicing. The record is from RefSeq and is a predicted model, not a curated record. Bases 155 to 1837 code for a protein of 560 amino acids. Lineage: Eukaryota; Viridiplantae; Streptophyta; Magnoliopsida; Rosales; Rosaceae.
UCUUAUCACGCAGUGGAGGCAAAAUCAACGGAAAAACCAGAAAAUCCCAUGAAAGCCUUAUCCAAUCUUUCCUCUUUAUUUCCUAAUUUUCAUGCCCACGCGAAAUAAAAAGGAAAUAAAUUGAAUUCCUGGAUUUUUUCAAUUGGGAGGAUCCAUGGCGAUCGUAGCGUCGCUACCGGGCUUCAACCUCUUCUCCUCCCUCCCUUCAACCCCGCCCCCAAACGACCAAAACUCCGGCGCCGCCGCCACGUCCAUUUCCCCGCCAAUUCCAAUCCCCAAAUACCCACCUCCCCUCAAAAAGUCCCAAAAUGCCCCUCCCGCCAACCCUGCCCUCAAAACGCUCCACCGCCGCACCAAAUAUUACAAGCCCGUCCAAGAGGGCGUCAUCCCCGCGGACGGCGACCGCGCGGUUGUCAUAGGAGAAAACGGCGUGUCGUACCAACUCCCCGGCGCGCCGUUUGAGUUCCAGUACAGCUACUCCGAAACCCCAAAGGUCAAGCCUUUGGCAAUUCGCGAACCGGCCUUCCUGCCCUUCGCCCCGCCCACAAUGCCGAGGCCCUGGACCGGCAAAGCUCCGUUGAAGAGCGCCAAGGAGAAGAAGAUGAAGAGGAAGGUUCCGCUCUGGGACUCGGUGGGUCCAGUGGUGGCUGGAACCGGUGGAGUGAAGGAAAUGGCGAGGCCAAUUGAGCUGGGAAAGUACCCCAAGCAGCAAAAAUCGAGGGAGGAGAUUUUGGGUGAUCCAUUGAAGAAGUGGGAGAUCAAAAUGCUUAUCAGGCCCCAAUUAUCCGAUAAUCGCCAAGUUAAUCUCGGAAGAGAUGGGUUGACUCAUAACAUGUUGGACUUGAUACAUUCGCAUUGGAAGCGGCGGCCGGUCUGUAAAGUGAAAUGCAAGGGGGUUCCAACUGUGGAUAUGGAUAAUGUCUGCCAUCAUAUUGAGGAAAGAACUGGCGGGAAGAUCAUACAUCGAGUUGGCGGUGUGGUUUAUCUUUUCCGUGGGAGAAACUAUAGCUAUACAAAUCGCCCGCAAUACCCACUGAUGCUAUGGAAACCAGCUGCUCCAGUCUACCCAAAACUUAUCCAAGAAGCUCCAGAAGGGUUGACAAAAGAUGAAGCAGACGUGUUUCGGAAGAAAGGGAAAAGGCUUUUGCCAAUAUGUAAAUUAGCCAAAAAUGGAGUAUACAUUACGUUGGUGAGAGAUGUUAGGCAUGCUUUUGAAGGAAGUCCCUUAGUAAAGAUUGACUGUACAGGGAUGCAUGCAAGUGACUACAAAAAGCUAGGUGCUAAGCUUAAGGAAUUGGUUCCGUGCGUGCUACUUUCUUUUGAUGAUGAACAGAUAUUGAUGUGGAGGGGUUCAAAUUGGAUAUCAAUGCAUCAAUCAGCACCUUCGCCUUCAGAACCAGAUGAUUUUGAUAUUCUAUUAUCAACAGAAAGAGGCAAGGAAGAUGAUAAACCUUGCAAGCCUGAUGCCAAAACAGUGAUAACAAGCCCAAAAAUGAUGUCUCUUUGGAAACGCUCAAUCGACUCAAACAAAGCACUGCUUCUGGAUGAGCUUGACCUUGAUCCUGACGCACUCUUGAAGAAGGUCGAGGAAUUCGACAGUGUUUCGCAGGCGACAGAGCACUCCUAUCCGGCGCUGAUUGUGUCGAGCGAAGACGGUUCCGGCAGCUCGGUUCAAGUGUUUGAAGAAGACCAAAGGGACCCUUAUAGCGAAUACGACGACUAUAUUGACAAUGAUUACGAUAAUGAGAGUGAUGAUGAUGAAUUUUAUGAGAGUGAUUCAAUCCCCAUGGGAUCAUUACCUGUCGAUGUAAUAGCAGAGAAACUGGACCAUGAUUAAUUUCGAUAAAAUCUGGCAAAGGAAGCCUGUGGUUUAUAGUUUCCA